AUGGAUGCUGCACUGCGCAGGGAAAGAGUCUUCCGCAACAGGGCAGAUCUCCUGAGCGAGUCUGAUGACUGGCUUCUGAGUAGAUUUCGCCUCCCCAGACAGGUCCUCUUGGACUUAUGCGCAGCAUUAGAACCCCGUCUAAAACGGGAAACUCGACGUACCUGUGCCAUACCUGUGUCGCUCCAAGUCCUGUCGACUCUAGGUUUCCUGGCAACAGGCUCGUUCCAGCGGGAAAUAGCUGACAGGUCAGGUAUUACGCAGUCCACCAUGAGCCGCAUCCUGCCUCACGUGUUGUCAGGGAUACGGGAUCUCGCUCCACUUCACAUAAGAUUCCCUUACAACAACGCUGAGCAAGCAAUGAUUAAGAGGGACUUCUAUGAGCUUGCCGGGUUUCCAAACGUUAUAGGGGCAAUUGACUGGAGCACCCAUGAUGCAUUCAUAUUCCAACACAGCAGCGUGGCAAGAAGACUACAGGAUGGCAUGGUGCACGGCUUUCUCCUGGGUGAUAAGGGUUAUCCUUUACUGGUAAAUCGUAUUACACCACUGCACAACCCACUCACAGCACAGGAGCAGCGCUUUAACCUGGCCCACACAAAGACCUGUGUGGUUGUGGAGCGCUGUGCAGGCCUGCUGAAGGGCAGGUGGAUGUGUCUCGAGCAUGCAGGAGGAACACUCCUGUACAAACCAGAGACGGUCUGCCUUAUAAUUUUGGCCUGCUCGGUGCUGCACAAUAUUGCGUUGGACAACCAUGUGCCUUAUGGAGAGGGAAUCCCAGAUGACCCCAUCGAGCAGGAUCCGUGGCCAAUUCCUCCUGCAGCUCGGGCCAUUCAAUUAAGGCAUUAG
Molecule: messenger RNA, 843 nt
Organism: Thalassophryne amazonica
Lineage: Eukaryota; Metazoa; Chordata; Actinopteri; Batrachoidiformes; Batrachoididae
Product: putative nuclease HARBI1
Exons: 3
Coding region: 1-843 (280 amino acids)
Source: RefSeq, a predicted model, not a curated record